CCACCAGCUGAUGGAUGUAAACAAACAACUUGGAAGUUAAAACCAAGCGCAGCGGAACACGUUGAGACGUUGUACUAACUAAUCAAGUCCUUUUAAGCUUCCUUGAUCUGAACUGUUCUGUAUCGCUGCCUCAGAACAUAGUGAUUUGAAAGGAAUCCCCUAUAGUUGUGGAUACAAGAGAGAAGCUGCAGGAGAGACGGAGAAAUAUAUUCAGUCCUUUACGCUUCCUUGUGGUGACAACUUUUUUACACACUCCUGCCUCAGGACAACGAUCUUAGUCAGGAGUACCGAUCACUGUAAUCCUUAAGGAUGUUUGUUGAAGGCAGUCACACAACUUGGAGUAUAUAAUGGAUAGCAGAGACAACGCCAUGGACCUUCAAACACUAGACAUCCCCGUGAAGAAACUUCCCCACCACGAUCAACUUGAGUUGUGCGUCACCCGAGCCCGAUACAGGCAGGGGCGAAAGUUGACUGCUGUGCGAGUUUACACUGUUAAUGAUGAGUCAAAGUACCUCAUCGUCAACGGUGUCCCAGCCAUCAAGAUCGGCCAGGAGAUGGAAAUGUUGUGCCAACGUUACGGUGAUCUCGAGUACACUCACUUGCUGCAAGAGUACCCACAUGAGGACUACGUGGAAGUGUAUUUAAUCAAGUACAGGAGGCUAAAAAACGCAAGAUUUGCCAAAAGACAGCUUGAUGGGAAAUCUUUCUAUGGUCAAGUCCUCCAUGUGUGCUAUGCCCCAGAAUUAGAGACUGUGGAUGAGACGAGAGAAAAGCUGCAGGAGAGGCGGAAGAGUAUAGCAGCUCUCACUAGGCACCAGCAAGACCCUGCUGCUGUGAACCACAUCCGGAAGAGAAGAGUGAUGCCAUCCACAGCCAUGCGAUACAUGAACCAACUCAGGACAGACCUUAGGCAAGAACACAUGGACAGACUCCAUCCCCGAGUGGAGGAUUCUCACCUGACCGACAACGGAGGGUGUAAUGAGGGAAAGGAUGACAAUAGUACAGACUCAGGGGAAAUAUCACACAGUAGUAAGGUUUUCUCUGAGAAUCUUGCAGUAGAUGAUACUGUUGCUGCAACAUCUCUGAGUAAUGCAAAUCUGGAGAGUGGUUGUAAAAGGGAACUCCUAAAUCAUGUGAUGUAAUCCCAGAUGUGUGUGGAAAUUUUGUUAAGAGAGACAAAAGAUCUAUUGAAUCAUGUAUGACAACUAAGAAAAAAAUCAAACUUUUUGGGAACAAAAAUUUAUUGUCAUAUCAAUAAUAAUGUACUGUACAACAUAUUACCUUGUGAAUGUAAAAUAAAUAAAGUAGAGUU
Molecule: messenger RNA, 1312 nt
Organism: Portunus trituberculatus (swimming crab)
Lineage: Eukaryota; Metazoa; Arthropoda; Malacostraca; Decapoda; Portunidae
Product: RNA-binding protein 48-like
Exons: 1
Coding region: 348-1142 (264 amino acids)
Cellular component (GO): nucleoplasm
Molecular function (GO): nucleic acid binding
Source: RefSeq, a predicted model, not a curated record